Bactrocera neohumeralis is the source of this 4811-nucleotide messenger RNA. RefSeq names its product protein tiptop (gene tio). Bases 818 to 4450 code for a protein of 1210 amino acids. The record is from RefSeq and is a predicted model, not a curated record. The transcript has 2 exons. Gene Ontology annotation, cellular component: nucleus. Gene Ontology annotation, molecular function: DNA-binding transcription factor activity, RNA polymerase II-specific; DNA binding. Lineage: Eukaryota; Metazoa; Arthropoda; Insecta; Diptera; Tephritidae. Gene Ontology annotation, biological process: regulation of transcription by RNA polymerase II.
CCGAAUGCGCACAUAAAAGCAUUAACACUAUUUAUUUUUAAAAGAAAAUAUUUCCUGCGUCUUAUUUACAACAACAAAAAAAACGCAACAAGAACACCCAGCAACUAUUGUCGGAGCAAAUUAAUCGCGGUUGCCGUGGACACUGAUAAAUCAGUCAUACAAUGUAUGCGACAAGUGGCAAGUGUUUAAUACAAGGAAAGUCUACGAAGAGCCUGUCACGUUUAUAACGGUAAAAUAGCAAAACGCCCGCACGCAAGAGUUGAAACCAAAAAGAAGCGCACAAAAAACUCACAAAAAUCAAGUAAAAUAGAAAAAUUUCAGUAACAACAAUAAUAGCAACAACAACAACAACAGCUUAAUAAAACAAUAACAAAUGGAACGCUAAUGAAAGUAAAUUCGUGUGCAUUCGCUAUGUUGUUGCUUAAUUGAAAUAAAUAUUAAGAAAUAAAAUAACAACAACAAAAUUGACAAAACAACAACAACAACAGCAAAGAGGCCGCCAUUGUUGUAUUAUUGUAAAUAAGUGUAAAAAAACAAUAAGAACAACAAAUACGCCAUCAAAGAAUAAAGACAACAACAACAAAAAAACCAACAACAACGUUAAUAAAAACAACAACAAAAUUAAUAAAAACUGCAACAACAAAUCGGCCGCUAUCAAAAGCAAAUUCGCUUGCAUUCACUCAUUGUUGUUUUUGUAAAUGUUGUCUUCUCGCUUUGUAAUUGUGCUUGCUCAGCGCAAUUAAAUACGGUUUGGUCGAGUGUUUGUUGCUCGCGCAUUUUCUUCGAUUUCGCUAAAUCAAAGACCGGCAGCCACGAAAUGAUGUUGCACGAAGCAGUUAUGCUGGAAAUUUAUAGGCAGGCGCUCACAGCAAGUGAGUUGACCAGCCCGCGUUGCCAAUCGCGCGAAUCGAAUGUAUCAGCAGCGGCAAUGGAGGGACGUUGCCCUUCAAAUGGCUCGCAUUGUUCCGGCAACGAGCGCUCAACAACACCCGCCACGAGUUCGUUACCCAGUACACCGCCUGCCGGCCUACCGCUGCAGGCCACACUAGCACCAGCGGCAGCAGCAGCAUUGCUGCCACCACAAUCGGCCGCCAUGGCUGCCUACUUCAAUGCCGCAGCAGCAGCAGCAGCACAACAAAAUCAUUUGCUGCUAACCAAUCCGUUAGCAGCCGCCGCGACGCUGGUGCAGCAAGCAACACAAGCGCAUUCGCCAACAACAAAUCGGCAGCCAACAGCACCCACCUCGCCGCAAACCGAUGCAACCAACGAUGAGCCCGUAUUGGAUUUUAGCACCAAACGCCGACGGGUAUCCGAACGUGAGAGUGACUCCGAUGAUGACAAUCAUGAGCGCAACGCUGAUGACGGUGGCAUGCAGAACGCUGAGGCAGCAAUGGACGUGAAUAGCCCGCUUGAUUUGACAGUUGGUGGACGUAAGCGCGCCGCAACAAUUGACGAGCCACCACCACACAUCGCAAUGCGUAAGAGCUUACGUACCGCGUUACCACCGGCCGCCACCAGCAAUUGGGUACCAACAAUCAAUCCAUAUUUAGCCGCAGUGGCUGCGGCCAGCUUAUCGCCGCCCAAAUCGCCACUCUCGCCGCUCGAAUGGAGCGGCAAACACAAACUAUUGCCAAAUGAAGCUACCAAAGCGUUAGAGAAAAUGACUGAAAUGACAAGACUUGGCUCGGCUACAGACAGUGCCGAACUACCGCCGCACCGCCAGCUUAGUGCCAAUGGCAACAACAGCAGCGCGUCUAGCAAUGCCGGCAACGGUGGACGUCACAGUGCGUGGCAGUCGCAUUGGUUGAACAAGGGCGCAGAUGCCGUGCGCGAUGUCUUCAAGUGCGUCUGGUGUAAACAGAGCUUUCCCACGCUCGCCACAUUGACGGUACACAUGAAGGAGACGCAACACUGUGGUGUCAAUAUGCCUGCUACGGCGACGACACCAACUACUGGUAUCCCCACCAAUGGCAAUCAGUCGGCACAAUCAACACAUCACUUACGUCACACGGCUAAUGCCGGCACAACAUCGGCUGCCACAACAACAGCAGCAACAGGAGGGAAUACAACAACCGCCGCCAAUAAAUCUGAUCUCAAUUUGUUAAUCAAAGAAACGAUGCCAUUGCCACGCAAGCUGGUGCGUGGCCAAGAUGUCUGGCUGGGCAAGGGAGCCGAGCAAACGCGCGAGAUCCUCAAGUGUAUGUGGUGCGGCCAGAGUUUUCGCUCGUUAGCCGAAAUGACAUCGCACAUGCAGGAGACGCAACACUACACGAACAUAAUAUCCCAAGAGCAGAUCAUUUCAUGGAAGUCGACGGAUGAUAAGAGCUCGAAUGGCAGCAGUGCAGCCUCAGUUGGUGGCGGUAGCGGCGGCACAACAACAACAUCCACAUCACCUGUCGUGACAACGCCACCAGCGACUGCUAGCGGUCUAAAUACCGCCGUCACUAUGCGCCAGUCCAGUCCCAGUCACAACAACAACAGCGCGUCGGCUACCGUAAGUGCCGUGCUGACAUGCAAGGUGUGCGAUCAGGCAUUCGCCACGCUCAAGGAGCUCAGCAAUCACAUGAUGAAAAAUUCACACUACAAGGAACAUAUGAUGCGUGCUAUGGGCGGUGUGGAGCAUGCCACAAUGACGCCGACCACGACUGCCGGCCCGACAAAUGCGGGACGGCGUGGCGGACGACAGCUGCGUGAAAAACGCAAAAAGUCAUUGCCAGUGCGUAAACUGCUGGAGCUGGAGCGCGCGCAACAGGACUACAAGCUCAACAGUUUGGAUCCGGCAUUGAAGCCUUUACGUGACUUUGCCGCCACUACGAAAAUUACUUGCGAGAAAUGUGGUGAAAAGAUUGAGACCGCGCUAUUUGUCGAUCACAUACGCCAGUGUCUCGGCGGAACGUUGCUGGUGCCAACACGCAAUCAUAACAGCGUCAGCGAUAGCUUGAAGUCCACCUUCAAUGCGAUGGAACAGCUGGCGAGUCCACAAACCCCUACUAGUCGCAGCGAUGGACGCAAAACCGCCGAUAGCAAUAUGUCACAUGCUUCAGCCACGCGUCCCGAAAUACUAUGUCCGCUACCAAAGGAGGGAGAAAAGACGAGCACGUCCUCCACACCAUCGGUGCUAAAUGCCAUCGAGCAGCUGAUCGAGAAAAGUUUCGACACACGUCCACGUAAUAGUAGCAACUACGCCGGCAGCGGUAAUGGCAGUCAACGCAGCACACCCUUGGGUUCAAGUAUUUUGAAGCGACUCGGUAUUGACGAUACCGUGGACUACACGAAACCAUUGCUGGAUCCGCAGACUAUGCAUUUUAUGCGCUCCUACUCCAAUUACUCGGCGCGCGAUCGCAGCGCUAGCGAAUCCAGUUCGAUCUCCGAGCGCUGUAGCAGUCGUAUCGAGUCUUUUACGCCCGAACGUAAUACCACGCAAGUGACACCACGUCAAACACCAGAUAAGGUGGUGGCUACAGUGGAACCGAAGCCCGUAUCAGCUACCGAAGACGGAGCAAUGCACACCGAGCUGUUGAAUAUUAAAUCAGAGCCAACAGAGAUAGCAGAAACCACCAAUGAGUCACAAGAACUGACAGCUAGCGAGCAGAAGGACGCUAUGAAUUUGUCAGCCACAUCGCCACAAAAGAUCUCCGUUAAGAAAGAGUUCAACAUGAUCGAUAACCACGAAGAUGAGCGUCAAUCGGGCGAUGCGCGGCACUACAAGCCUCAAGCGCGCACACCUUGCUCGCGCGCUACCAGUCCAAGCGCCAGCGAACGCUCCAUCACGCCCAAGUCCACAACAUCGUCGGCAGAUAAACGCUUCGCCGCAGUGGGUAGCAGCCUCACAGCGCUUUCUUCCAUGUUUGAUAGCCUAAAUAAUAUGAGCAGCAGCGUGACUAGCGCACAAUCACAUACCAACGCCGACAGUCUCGCCAGCGCCGAAACUAAUAAUAACAACAAUAAUAACAAUGCGAAUAAGAAGUCGAAUGCCAAUCCGCUCGCUGCACUGCAAAAACUCUGUGAAACCACUGAGAAACCGUCAAUGAAGACGCGCAGCGCCACCACCAAUGGCAUCAGUCAUCAGUCGCAGCUAACCGGCAAUAUGAUGGCUUUCAGUUGGGCCUGCAAUGAUGCAGUGCAGAAUACGACAGCCGAGUCCAUGAUCAAGUGUACACAAUGUGAUGCCGUUUUCAGUACGAAGGGCGCCUAUCGUCAUCACUUCUCCAAAGUACAUUACAGCAAGGAGGAUAGCGAAUUGAAUGCUUUGGUUAGUGCCAGCAAGUCGCCUUCAUCGCUGGCUUGCUCACCGAAAUCGGCUGGUGCUUCGCCAAAGAGCUCAUCGAAGAGUCCAGUGGGCGCAGGCAGCAUGAGCGCGCCCAUAAUUAAUCCGUUUAGCGAUAGUUCACAAUCAAAGUUCCUCAAAUAUACCGAAUUGGCGAAGCAAUUGUCAUCGAAGAAUGCAUAAUGUAGCACUUGGCGGCACUAGGAAGGUUAUAGGAGUUCGUUCGGUAAGUUAUCAUGAAUCGUGCGUACGUGUUUUAGCGAAAUAAAGCGGCGUAAUGUUUUUCAAUUAAUUUUUUGUGAGGCUUAGAGGACUAGCUAUAACUUGUAAAUAUGUAUACAAAUAUUACAACAAAGAAUUUUGCGGAAAUUUCAAAGAAAAUAUUAUAUUACAAUAACCAGUAGCAGUACUUGGCGCUCAACGACUUCGCUAGAAUCAUAUUUUUUCACUCAAAAAAUUACAAAUUUUAAUUACUUGGAUAAAAUUAUAAAUUAGGUUAGAGAUGCAAUUUAUAUUUUUUUACAAAAAAUUAUCGUUAACUUAC